AUGACCGAACGCAGCAAGCGGCAGAUCUGUAAGUGUCGUGCGACCAAGGCCUACGUGCAUCAGCCGAAACGGCCUGGCGAGCGUUGCAAGAGGAAGCGGCAGGAAUUUGUGUACAACCCGGAAGAGAAGGUUUGGCACGAGCCCUACAUGGAGAGGCUGCGUCUUGAGCUUUCAGAAAAGUCCGUGCCGUGCGGCUCCAAGGUCGAGUUACCAUGGCAGGACAUCGCCCUACCGACAAAGGGCAUGCGAAUACGUCCCAACGACGGCCCGACAUCAUCAUCGGCUGAGCAUCAGGAAGCCGAAAACGAACCGGAAGCCGCGGAUGUCGAGACACAGGACGAAUCUACGGGCAUGACGCUGCCUUGGGAGGAUCUGCUCAUCGCGAAGACCGUGCCGAGUGGCUUGCCGGGCGAGGCAGAGGUCUGCGACUCCUCGGUGGAGAUACCGUGGGCCGAUCUCGCCCUGGAGAAGCCGAUGGUGAUACAGCCGCCGCAGGAGGAAACGUGCGCGCCCGAUGAAGUUGAAAUUCCGUGGGAUGACAUCUUGAUUCCGAGCAAUAUUGUCAUCCAGCCUGAAAAGCGAAAGCGGCACCCGUCAUCGGGACGGCCUCCGCGUGUACGCGGAGGACCCACGGCGCCUGCGACUGCAACUUGUUCGACUGCUUGUGAUGUGAAUCCCUGCUGCGGCAAGACUCGCAUGGACACGAGGAACAUCAAGCCGUCCAUUUGGACUGCCACCUGCAUGUAG
Molecule: messenger RNA, 747 nt
Organism: Ooceraea biroi (clonal raider ant)
Lineage: Eukaryota; Metazoa; Arthropoda; Insecta; Hymenoptera; Formicidae
Source: RefSeq, a predicted model, not a curated record